AUGUCGUCUGCCCCCGCCGCGGAGAAGCCGCCGAGCGCGGCGGAGAUCAAGCAGGAGAACGCGAUGGAAAUGGGCGCCGAGGCGCCGCGGGAAGGGCCGGCCGCGCAGCCGCCCGCGGGCCCCUUCCCCAUGGAGGCCGCCGAGGAGGGGGCKGCCGAGCAGGUCCUGCUGCAGAGCGAGCUGCUCGCCAGGAACCACCACGUUGCCGCCGCUGCCUCCUCUCCCUCCUCCUCCUCGUCCUCGUCGUCGUCCUCGCAGCCGCCGCUCGCCUUCUCCCCCGAGCACGUCGCGUGCGUGUGCGAGGCGCUGCAGCAGGGGGGCAACCUGGACCGCCUGGCCCGCUUCCUCUGGUCGCUGCCCCCGAGCGACCUGCUACGUGGCAACGAGAGCCUCAUGAAGGCGCGGGCGCUCGUCGCCUUCCACCAGGGCAUCUACGCGGAGCUCUACAGCAUCCUGGAGAGCCACAACUUCGAGGCGGCGAACCACGCGCUGCUGCAGGAGCUGUGGUACAAGGCGCGCUACAGCGAGGCGGAGCGCGCCCGCGGCAGACCCCUGGGCGCCGUGGACAAGUACCGGCUGCGCAGGAAGUACCCGCUGCCGCGCACCAUCUGGGACGGCGAGGAGACCGUCUACUGCUUCAAGGAGAAGUCGCGCAACGCGCUCAAGGAGCUCUACAAGCAGAACCGCUACCCCUCGCCCGCCGAGAAGCGCAACCUCGCCAAGAUCACCGGGCUCUCCCUCACGCAGGUCAGCAACUGGUUCAAGAACCGGCGGCAGCGCGACCGCAACCCGUCCGAGACGCAGUCCAAGAGCGAGUCGGACGGCAACCCCAGCACGGAAGAUGAAUCCAGUAAGGGGCAGGAGGACCUGUCCCCGCACCCGCUCUCCAGCUCGUCCGAUGGAGUUACCAGCCUCAGCCUUCCCGGCCACAUGGAGCCCGUGUACAUGCAGCAGCUUGGAAACACUAAAAUAGCCUUGAGCUCAUCUGGCGUCCUGUUGAAUGGAAACCUCGUGCCUGCCAGUACCUCUCCCGUGUUCCUCAACGGUAGCUCUUUCCUCCAGGGACCCAACGGUGUCAUCCUCAACGGACUCAGCGUGGGGGCUUCGCAAACGGUAACUCUGAAUUCGCCCAAAACCACUGUCAGCAGCGUGAGCAACGGGGUGUCGAUCACUGACAUAUUGUCGUCGUCUUCGGAAGAUGUCAAGGACUUCAAACUCCUCCAGGCCUCGGUGCCUAACGCGACAGCAGCUACGUUCAGCCCCACGAACAUCCCGGUGUCGUUCCCAGGAUUGAUACCCAGCGCUGAGGUGAAAAGGGAGAGCACUCAAACUGUUGCUUCCCAAGAUGGAGGCUCUGUAGUUACUUUUACUGCUCCUGUCCAAAUAAACCAGUAUGGCAUUGUCCAGAUCCCCAAUUCAGGAACAAAUGGCCAGCUGCUGAACGGAAGCAUUGGUUUUUCUUCUCUGCAGCUGCCUCCUGUUUCUGUGGCAGCUUCACAAGGUAACGUUUCAGUAAAUCCUAGUACAACAGACGGAGGAACUUUUACAAGUGAUUCCUCAACAGUGCAACAAGGCAAGGUUUUCUUCAGCCCUCUCACACCAAGUGCAGUGGUUUAUACAGUUCCCAAUUCAGGUCAGGCAGUAGGAACUGUUAAGCAAGAAGGACUGGAGAGAAGCCUUGUGUUUUCCCAGUUAAUGCCAGUCAGUCAGAACACGCAACUAAAUGUCAACAUGUCUUCUGAGAACAUAUCUGGUGGAGGACUCCAGUCCCUGGCCUCCUCGCUGGUGAAUGUAACUCCCUCGCAUAAUUUUUCCCUCACGCCACCAACUCUUUUAAAUGCUGCAGAACUGAACUCUGGUAUCUCGGAGAGCCAGCCCAUGUCCUCACCCGUAACCAGUACCUCUGCUGUGAUAUCUAUCAGCAACACUAACUAUGCAACUCUUCAAAACUGUUCCCUCAUCACCAGUCAGGAUCUGCUGUCCAUUUCUACAGCACAACCUGCGCUCGGCGAAAUAGUUUCUACUGCUGGAGACCGUGUCAGCCAUCCACCCACACAAGUGCACCCAGAUUUUGUCAGAGAGCACAGGUUAGUUCUACAGGCCGUACCUGACGUCAAGGAGAAUUUCUUACCUACUUCUGAGAGCAAGUCCACAGGCAACCUGCUGAUGCUGGAUACGAAAUCCAAAUAUGUUAUGAGUAACAUGGUCGACACCGUCUGCGAAGAACUAGAAACGGAUAAAAAGGAACUUGCCAAAUUGCAGACAGUUCAAAUGGAUGAAGAUAUGCAAGACUUGUAAUUUUUUUUUCUUGC
Molecule: messenger RNA, 2312 nt
Organism: Nothoprocta perdicaria
Lineage: Eukaryota; Metazoa; Chordata; Aves; Tinamiformes; Tinamidae
Gene: SIX4
Product: SIX homeobox 4
Exons: 3
Coding region: 1-2298 (765 amino acids)
Biological process (GO): regulation of transcription by RNA polymerase II
Cellular component (GO): nucleus; transcription regulator complex
Molecular function (GO): RNA polymerase II cis-regulatory region sequence-specific DNA binding; DNA-binding transcription factor activity, RNA polymerase II-specific
Source: RefSeq, a predicted model, not a curated record